Messenger RNA from Rhinichthys klamathensis goyatoka, 1724 nucleotides. It is a transcript of the gene hmg20b, whose product is annotated as high mobility group 20B. Lineage: Eukaryota; Metazoa; Chordata; Actinopteri; Cypriniformes; Leuciscidae. Gene Ontology annotation, biological process: regulation of gene expression. The transcript is spliced from 9 exons. The record is from RefSeq and is a predicted model, not a curated record. Gene Ontology annotation, cellular component: nucleus. Bases 122 to 1027 code for a protein of 301 amino acids.
CUAAAACCCACAAACCAAUCAAAACCACCAAGGAACUGUCAAUCAAACCAACGUUUGUGGCGGAGUUAGCGUUUGAGUUAAGAAAACGGGGACUAAUUUAGAAUUCCUUGAUUUUCAUAUUAUGGGUGGUGUAAAGCAAGAGCAAACUGAUGCUCCUGCAUCUAAAGACCCUCACCACACUGACUCGGCACAGGAGGAGAACCAAUCGACUUCACAGCCAGUAAAGAAGCGAGGUUGGCCAAAAGGGAAAAAGAGAAAGAAGGUUUUACCAAAUGGACCCAAGGCUCCGGUUACCGGUUACGUACGUUUCCUGAAUGAGAGACGCGAACACAUCCGAGCCCUUCACCCGGAUCUUCCCUUCCCGGAAAUCACCAAGAGACUCGGAGCAGAAUGGAGCCGCCUGGUUCCUCAUGAUAAGCAGCGCUACCUAGAUGAAGCCGAAAGGGACAAAAUGCAGUAUGCACGAGAACUCAGGGAGUAUCAGAAAAGUGAAGCUUAUCAGAUCACAUGUGCAAAAGUUCAGGACAAGAGAAUAAAGAGAGAAGAGGUGGCUUCUGUCAUUAUCAAUGCCAACAGUUCAGGAUCAACUGGUUUUAAGAACUCGGACUUUACAACCAGAUUUGACGUCCCUAUUUUCACAGAAGAAUUUCUGGACCAAAACAAAGUGCGAGAAGCGGAGCUGCGACGACUGCGCAAGGCUAACGUGGAGUUCGAAGAGCAGAAUGCGGUUCUCCAGAAGCACAUUGCCGACAUGUUCAGCGCUAAAGAGCGACUGGAAGCUGAGCUGGGCCAGGAUGAGCUUCGCACACAGGCUCUACAGCGCCACCUACAGGCGAUCAAACAGACACUGGUCAGCAGCCUGGCCACUGUGCCCUUGCCAGGCACGGGCGAGACGCCAUCGAUUGGAACGCUGGACUCGUACCUGAGUCGCUUGAGUAGUGCAUUAGAGAGCAGGCCUCAUGAGCAUCGCGGCUUAGUCCUCAAGCUACAAGAGCUCUUAGCUCACCUAGACAGUGAGAAGCUUUGAAUGGUGGGAUUUAGAGGUUCUACGUCAGGCUGACCAAAGUAUUCGGAAGGCCUGGAACCCCCACGAUCUGCCUCGAACGUCUCUGCCUCACAACAAGGUGUAACAAGGGCCAUACGGUUUAAUUGGAUAUUUUGACAAGGCUAGCUUGACCGAUAAGCUAAUUUGUAACACUGGUGCCAGUGGAUUCUAAACUUAUUGACAUCAAUCACCUAAUACAUCAUAUUAUUGCUGUUUUGACAAUUACAGCAGCUCAUGGGAAGACUAAGUCCAGAAACCAUGGAUUAAAGGCAUGCUACUAUUGUCUUUACUAAGAUAUUGUAAUGAAAUGUAAAGUGUAGCGUUUUUUACAUUGGUUUACCUCUGAAGCCUUACUGCACAGCGCUGUGGAUUGCAAGAAGCUCUUGAGAAUUUCUGCGCCAUGAUUUUUACUCUAAACAUUGAGUAACAUGCUUUAGUCUUAAUUAAAAUUCCUAAGUAAUGUUGAUUUUUGGUUGUAUUCCCUUUUGAACAGAACAUAAAUCAGUCGGCAUUGCGAAGGGUGAUGAAUUCUAGCAUUAAAAUAUUUCAUGUGUCAGAGUUUACACUGCUUUAGUGAUGUACUUGAAUUGAAAUUUUUUGACAGUUUGAAUUAUUUUAAUAUUGGGUCGGGAAACUUGUGGUGAAAAAAAGAUAAUAAAAUCGGGUAAGAAUGGCUUUA